This is a messenger RNA of Nycticebus coucang (slow loris), 3345 nucleotides long. It is a transcript of the gene KLHL9, whose product is annotated as kelch like family member 9. Lineage: Eukaryota; Metazoa; Chordata; Mammalia; Primates; Lorisidae. Gene Ontology annotation, cellular component: Cul3-RING ubiquitin ligase complex. The record is from RefSeq and is a predicted model, not a curated record. Gene Ontology annotation, biological process: protein ubiquitination; regulation of cytokinesis. Bases 536 to 2389 code for a protein of 617 amino acids. Gene Ontology annotation, molecular function: ubiquitin-protein transferase activity; cullin family protein binding. The transcript has a single exon.
UAGCCUGGGGACUAGGCCUUUCCGGAAGGACCGGCUCGGUGUCCGUGGCUAGGCCCGUGUUCCAGGCCCAGGCCGGUGUUCCAGGCCCUUGCUCGAAGACAGGCCGGUGGCAGCCGCAACGCUCCAGUGACGUCGGAAGGUGCAGGGAGCCGCUAGCUGAGGUGCCGUGACUCGCCGCCGAGCGAGCCGUGGAGCCGCAGUACGUGGCGGCGCCCUCCCCCCACCAGCUUGGCCUGAAGCGGAACUGCUGAAGCAGCGGCCUCACUAGCCGGCGGGACGAGGUGAACCGGGUCAUUUAACUGCCUUCGGGUGAUGAAUAAUCUGCAUAAUAAUCAGAUUUGAGGUCCACAGCCAUUUGUGGUCCUGCUAGAGAACGAUUAUUAUCGGUGGGUGACUGUGUGUUCUGAGGGUGCCACAGUGACUGCUUGCUCUUGAUAAGGCACGCGAGCUCUCCUGCUCUUUGGACACCUCGUUUCCAGUAAAACAUUCGGGUUUUUCUUUGGCUUACAUCUCUGUGCAAAAGGAAAGCUUUCCCAUGAAAGUGUCUCUGGGUAACGGCGAAAUGGGCGUUUCUUCCCAUCUGCAGCCUUGCAAGACAGGAACCACACGCUUUUUUACCAGCAAUACUCACAGUUCGGUGGUAUUGCAAGGUUUUGAUCAGCUUAGAAUAGAAGGAUUGCUUUGUGAUGUGACCCUGGUACCUGGCGAUGGAGAUGAAAUCUUCCCUGUUCACAGAGCUAUGAUGGCGUCCGCUAGUGAUUAUUUCAAGGCUAUGUUCACGGGUGGAAUGAAAGAACAAGAUUUAAUGUGCAUUAAGCUUCAUGGGGUGAACAAAGUUGGUCUGAAGAAAAUCAUUGAUUUUAUUUAUACUGCAAAACUUUCUCUAAAUAUGGACAAUCUUCAGGACACACUUGAAGCCGCCAGCUUUUUGCAAAUUUUACCCGUUCUGGACUUUUGUAAAGUAUUUCUUAUAUCAGGAGUCUCUUUGGAUAACUGUGUUGAGGUUGGACGAAUUGCUAACACCUACAAUCUUAUAGAAGUGGAUAAAUAUGUUAAUAAUUUCAUCCUGAAGAACUUUCCUGCUUUACUGAGUACUGGAGAGUUUCUAAAACUUCCUUUUGAACGGCUUGCCUUUGUGCUUUCCAGUAAUAGUCUUAAGCAUUGUACUGAACUUGAACUCUUCAAGGCUGCUUGUCGCUGGCUAAGGUUGGAGGACCCUCGGAUGGAUUAUGCUGCAAAAUUAAUGAAGAAUAUUCGAUUUCCACUGAUGACACCACAGGACCUCAUCAAUUACGUGCAGACAGUAGAUUUCAUGAGAACAGACAAUACUUGUGUGAAUUUGCUUUUAGAAGCUAGUAAUUACCAAAUGAUGCCAUAUAUGCAGCCAGUGAUGCAGUCAGAUAGAACUGCCAUUCGAUCUGACUCUACUCACCUGGUUACAUUAGGAGGAGUUUUGAGGCAGCAGCUGGUCGUCAGUAAAGAAUUAAGGAUGUAUGAUGAACGAGCACAAGAGUGGAGAUCUUUAGCCCCCAUGGAUGCUCCCCGUUACCAGCAUGGUAUUGCUGUCAUUGGAAACUUUCUUUAUGUAGUUGGUGGUCAGAGUAAUUAUGACACAAAAGGAAAAACUGCUGUUGAUACAGUUUUCAGAUUUGAUCCUCGAUAUAAUAAGUGGAUGCAGGUUGCAUCAUUAAAUGAAAAGCGCACAUUCUUCCACUUGAGUGCCCUCAAAGGACAUUUGUAUGCAGUUGGUGGGCGCAGUGCAGCUGGUGAACUGGCCACAGUGGAAUGUUACAAUCCAAGAAUGAAUGAGUGGAGCUAUGUUGCAAAAAUGAGUGAACCGCACUAUGGCCAUGCUGGAACAGUGUAUGGAGGCUUAAUGUAUAUUUCAGGAGGAAUUACCCAUGACACUUUCCAAAAUGAGCUCAUGUGCUUUGACCCCGAUACAGACAAAUGGACACAGAAGGCACCAAUGACUACAGUCAGAGGUCUGCAUUGCAUGUGUACAGUUGGAGAUAAGCUCUAUGUCAUUGGUGGCAAUCACUUCAGAGGAACAAGUGAUUAUGAUGAUGUUCUAAGCUGUGAAUACUAUUCACCAACCCUCGACCAGUGGACACCAAUUGCUGCUAUGUUAAGAGGUCAAAGUGAUGUUGGAGUUGCUGUCUUUGAAAAUAAAAUCUACGUUGUUGGUGGAUAUUCUUGGAAUAAUCGUUGUAUGGUAGAAAUUGUCCAGAAAUACGAUCCAGAAAAAGAUGAGUGGCAUAAAGUCUUUGACCUUCCAGAAUCUCUUGGUGGCAUUCGAGCUUGUACCCUCACAGUUUUUCCACCUGAAGAAAACCCUGGGUCACCUUCUAGAGAAUCGCCUCUCUCCGCACCUUCAGAUCAUUCUUAAGUCUAAGAUAUAACAACAUUGCAAUACAUUAUGGGUGAUCUCAGACUUCCCCUUCACUUGUAUCUUCUUGCAAUGAUUGGUACAGUUAUUAGAUGAUAAAGGUAAUUGAUAUUAUUUGUCUUGUUUGGUAACUUAGUACGUUUAUCAAAUGGUUAACAAAUGUAUUCAACAUAGUUAGCUGUUCUAACAAUGAAACAAGAUACAUAGAGAAACGUUUAGAUGUCAUUUCGUGAUGUUACAUAAGUUAAACUGUAGGUGGUAAUUUGUCCAUUAUUCUUCAGAGUUGAAUGUUUUCAUAUUUGACUGCAAAACAUCAAAGGGAGGCCACCUGCUCCAACCUAAAAUAAUAAACAAAUGGUUGCCAAGUAUUAUUAGCUACCUCCCUCUUUUCAUAGUUUCUGACAUACUUGUUAACUAAAUUAGAUUGUGUGGUUGCAUUCAGAAUAUGUGAAAUUUCUUAGGCAGAUAGUAGAAAUAAGAAUAUUAACUAGAAAAAAUGUUGUAGCACUAAGUCAGUAUUUGAUUAUCUCUAGAGAGAGAAAGAAAAAACACAUGUAAUAGAAAUAUACAUGCAUACACAUAUACAUACUGAAGUAUAUACAUAUACGCAGUUUUAAAAUGGGCACUUCAACUGUGGUGAAAUUGUUUCUCAAUUUAAAUUAUUUUCUUCCACAAAGCAGCUUUUACUAUUCAAAUGGAAAUUCUGUACCAGAGAAUAAAUGUGUAGAUAGUCAUACUGAAUAUAGAUAAAUUAGGGCUACAUGGUGUUAAGUUGGAAACUAAAUUUGUCAUUUGGUUAAAUUGUUACUUCAAAUGAAGCUUAUGUUAUUUGCUUGUAGAAUGUUUUCUAUAGAGUUGCCUUUACACCAAUCAGCAAAGGUCUGGUUUCAGAGAAUUACUUUUGCUCAGUAAAUUUAGGCUGUUCUUUUUUUCACCUUUUUGUUCAGUAAAGUUUA